This is a messenger RNA of Onthophagus taurus, 2758 nucleotides long. It is a transcript of the gene Meics, whose product is annotated as Meiotic central spindle. NCBI's taxonomy places the organism in Eukaryota, Metazoa, Arthropoda, Insecta, Coleoptera, Scarabaeidae. Gene Ontology annotation, cellular component: nucleus. The record is from RefSeq and is a predicted model, not a curated record. Gene Ontology annotation, biological process: regulation of DNA-templated transcription. Gene Ontology annotation, molecular function: zinc ion binding; DNA-binding transcription factor activity, RNA polymerase II-specific; RNA polymerase II cis-regulatory region sequence-specific DNA binding.
GGAAUGACAGCUGAUUACUAAAAUGGAGGUUACAUCACUGCUUUGCGAUUCUUCAUUUUGUCGUUUAUGCGGCGAAGAGAAUCAAAAUACAAACGAACUCUUUACCGGCGAAGAAAACAAACAAAAUUUAAGCGAAUUAAUCAACAGGUAUUUACCGCUUAAGGUGUGCGAGGAUGGAAAAUAUCCAAAAGUAAUUUGUCCUGGUUGCAACAUACAACUAGAAGCAACCAAGUUAUUCUUCGAUUUAAUUAUAGAAGGGCAACUAAAACUCAGGGAAUUGCUUUCAAAGCAACAAGAAACUAUAAAAAGACAAGAAAAACAGAGGUUACAGUUAGAAAAUGCUUUAAAAUUAGUUAGUCCUAGUUCUACCGUUGGUGCUUAUAGCAUUCAAGAAGAUGCUGACGGGGAAAAAAUUUUGAUACAAAUUGUUUCAGAAGGUCCACUUUUUCCUAACGACCAUGAAUUGUCAUUAAAAGUGGAAGGAUUAGAGAAACCGAAACGUAAAAGGGGACGACCACCAAAACAGAACUCUGAAUCUACGGAUGAUAAAGAAAAUUCUACAACAAAAACAACGGAAUUAGAAAAUGUUGAAGAAAUUGAUGAAGAACUUGAUGAGGAUGGAGAUGGAAGAAGGAAAAGACGGAUUAAAGUACCAACACGAUUUCAAGAAGCUUUACAAGGUAAAGAAAUGGAUCGAAUUUUUAAAGAGGAAGGGGUAAUAGAUGAAGAUUCUUUUUCUGAAACGGAAGCAGAGUUAAUUGAAGUAGAAAGUGAUAAAGGAAUUAAUGAAAUUAUUGGGCACAUGGAAGAUAAAGAUGGUGAGGAUUUGGGUGAGCUAGUUGUAAGAAAUAAAACAACGAAUAAAAUUAAAUUAAGGCCGAAAAAUAGUUUUGUUUCAAGAAAACGUAAACGUUACCAGUGCGACAUUUGUGGUCGAAUAUUUUCCCAUCCGAGUCGAUUAGAGGUUCACAAAUCAUUUCAUAAGAAUGAAAAUUACAUGUGCGCUGCAGACGACUGUAAUUAUCAGGUUGAGACACGCUUAGAAAUCGACAAUCAUCACAAAGAAACCGGACAUUCCGGGUUUAGUAUUAUUAAAUUAGAAUCGAAUGAUAUAUCAGAUGAAGCUGGGGACGACAAAAACGAUGGAAAAAAAAUUAUUUGUAAAAUUUGUAAUAAGACUUUUUCGUGUAAACAAAACCAUGAAGUACAUUUUAAAGCAAUUCACGAAAACCAAAAACCUUACAAAUGCGAGAAAUGCGAUAAAACGUUUCCAUAUUUAUCUAGUUUUAAAUGCCAUCUCCAACAACAUACCGAAAAGAUCUAUCCGUGCGAAAAUUGUACGAAAAUAUUUAAUCAUCCAAGCAGUUUGGUUUACCACCGAGAAGCGGAACAUAAUAACGGAAGGAGAUUCGUCUGUUCAAAAUGCAAGAAAACGUUUAAACACAAACAGCUGUUGCUACGACAUCAAUUGGUUCAUUCGAAUGUGAGACCACACGACUGCAAGUACUGUUCGGCAAGUUUUAAAACACGCGCGAAUCUGUUGAAUCAUAUGCCAACGCAUACCGGUGAGAGAAAAUAUUUUUGUAACGUUUGCAGUCAAACGUUCGCCCAUAAAACAUCGUUAACGUUACAUAUGAGAUGGCAUAAUGGUUCGAAGCCUUACGAAUGCGAUGUGUGUCAAAAGACGUUUUCGCAAAAAGGAAAUUUAGCCGAACACAAACGGAUUCAUACAGGUGAAAAACCGUUUACGUGUUCGCAUUGUGAUAGAAAAUUUACGACAUCCUCUCAAUACAAAAAUCACGUGAAAAGACACACGGGCGAAAGACCGUGGCAAUGCGAGUAUUGCUCGAAAACGUUUUUGAACAAAGAUACUUGGAAAUCACAUACGAGGAGGCACAGCGAUGAGAGACCAUUCCAAUGUGGGCAGUGUAUGCGAGCAUUUCCAGAACAAUGGGCUUUAAAAAAGCACCAACGUUUACACACGGGCGAGAAACCAUACAUUUGUGAAUUUUGUAGUAAAUCAUUUGCAGAUUCCUCAAAUCUGGCCAAACACAAAAAAAUACAUCUCAACAAACUUAAUCGUGAUGAUAAAAAUCAUUUAAAUGCGGGAAAUAUUAAAAUAAUUACUUCAGAAGAAGGCGAAAAAAUUCUUUAUUUAACAUAUGAUGAUGGAAAUUCGAACGAAGAAGCUCAAACUGUGGUUCACAUCGUCGAUUCAAUGGAACAAGUUGUCGAUGAAAGCAAUGUUGCAGUUGAUUCAAACAUAAAUUUAAAUCUUGAGGAUGCAGAAAAAACACUUUUAACAUCCGCCCAAGAAAUAAUUAACGAAGAAACGCCUGAGGACGGUUUAACAACGCUGGAAACGUCGCUUCAAUUACAACAAGUUAUCGAUAAUGAUGGUAAUCCUUUGAGUAUAACGGGCGAAAAUGGAGGUGAAAUUAAAAUAGUAAUGGGUAUGGAAGAAAACGGGCGACAAAGUAUACAAGGUUUAAUGUCAGAUGGAAAUUUGGUACCAAUAAAUUUAAUUAUGCACGAAGGAAAGUUGAUAACGGCUCAAGUUGUUGAUGAAAAUACUGAUAAACUUAAUGAAAAACACGAGAAAAACGGAGAAGAAAUUGGAAUUGUUGAAGGUGUUGAGAAAAAUUCACUUUUAGAUGAAGAUGAUGAUAAUAUACAGUUUUUAACUCAAGAUGGUGAAAAAUUAGAUAAUAAUAUACAAUUUUUAACUCAGGAUGGACAAAAUUUUUGUUUUAUAACU